AUGACACUUAAGAUUGCAAAGAAUUGCGAGCAAGGACUUCUGGAGUUCCGAGGCGACACAUGGCAAGAAAGCACGAUGGCCACAUCAGCACCAUUGUUUGAAGGUGUUGAUGAGGAGUUCGAGCAUAUUGAGAAUGAGCCGAAAGUUUCAAAGCAACAACUAUGGCAUGAGCAUCUUGGGCACCCAGGAAGAGAUAAAGCUAAGGCGAUCACAAGCAAGUUAAAGGAUAAGCAUACCAUGAAAUUGGAUCCAAACACUGCUCUGACAUGUGAGCAGUGCAUACGAUCCAAGAGCACAAGCGCUCAGAUGGGGAAAGGUAGCAGCGAAAGAGCCGUAGGGCCCCUGGAUCUUAUCCACGUCGAUCUAAUAAUAGACUCAUCCCACGUGAUGGAGUACACAUGCACGUUGGUGCUGGUCGAUGAUCAUAGCAAUCAUGCCUUUAUGCAACUUAAAAGGAUUAUUUCGUUCCUGGAGACACAGACGGAUCGGAAGCUAAAAGCGAUCCGAUCCGAUCAAGGAACGGAAUGGAAAAGCAAUGAUGCAUUAGAAUGGUCGUUAGAAAAGGGCAUAGAGUGGCAAACCACUGUAGGGUACAACAGCAAACAAAAUGGAUGGGUAGAAAGAAUGAACAGGACCCUUGGAGAGAAGAUGAGAACGUUGCUAAUGCAGAGGAGACUACCAAAGAAGUUCUGGCCAUAUGCAAUCAGAGCUGCAGCAUUCAAAAUAAACCUCACUCCGAGCAUUGAUAAUGAAUUCCCUUAUCAAGCGAUGUUUGGCAAGUCGCCGGAACGAGCUUUAAAGCUCCUACGAGUGUUUGGUUGUCUGGCAUGGGUAAACGUACCCAAAGUUAAACGGGACAACAAGAAACUGGACCAGCGAGCCGUCGCAUCCAUUUUCUUAGGGUACAGUCUAGAGAGGAAGGGCUGGCUCUUCUACAGCCCGGACUACAAUCCGAACAUCUUCUGGAGCAACUCAGCAAAAUUCAUGGAAUCAAAGUGCUGGUCAGACAGAACAGAGUGGUGA
Messenger RNA from Ustilago hordei, 1023 nucleotides. RefSeq lists its product as uncharacterized. Gene Ontology annotation, molecular function: nucleic acid binding. Lineage: Eukaryota; Fungi; Basidiomycota; Ustilaginomycetes; Ustilaginales; Ustilaginaceae. Gene Ontology annotation, biological process: DNA integration. The record is from RefSeq and is a predicted model, not a curated record. The transcript is spliced from 2 exons. The coding region runs from base 1 to 1023 and encodes 340 amino acids.